GCAGCGACAUAAACAAGAGAAGUUGAUAGGUACAGACACAAACAAAGUCCAACAACACUAACUAAGUUUCCAUUUCCUAGGCUGUUUCUUGGCUCUUUCUUACAUCUUUCUCAGAAACUUAUUAGCUUCACAAACUUCCCAGAAAAGAAAAUCAUGUCCAUUUUUAUUUUCUAAUAAUCUCACUUCAAUUGUAAAGAACGAAACUUGUGGAUCGACAUGGGAAAUUGUUUAGGAACUCGUGUGAUCAAUCACCACAGCCCAUCCACCACCAAUCCUCCUACUCCAGAAACCUCCGGGAACAGUAAUAAACCCCCUGGAGAGCCGAGCAGCGCCAGCAGUAAUAACAACAGCCCAGAAAACGUCGGCGCUGGUGUGGAAAAUGGAAGCAGCAAGAAAGAAACGACGACUUAUCAACACAGUGGGAAGGUUAUCAGCCCGAAUCUUAAAAUCUUUACUCUAACAGAGUUAAAGAGUGCUACAAGAAAUUUCAGACCUGAUACAGUUCUAGGAGAGGGUGGAUUUGGAAGAGUGUUUAAAGGUUGGAUUGAUGAAAAAACCUAUGCGCCGUCUAAAGUGGGCGUCGGCAUGGCGGUCGCCGUCAAGAAGUCCAACCCAGAUAGUCUUCAAGGCCUAGAGGAAUGGCAGUCCGAAGUCAAAUUUCUUGGAAAGUUUUCACACCCAAAUCUUGUGAAGCUCCUGGGUUAUUGUUGGGAAGAAAAACAAUUUCUACUUGUCUAUGAAUAUAUGCAGAAGGGAAGCUUGGAAAAUCACCUCUUCAGAAGUAAGAAUCAUGUCAAGAAAAUCACUCAAGAGAAAAAAUAUAUAUAUAUUUCAUUUUCACUAAAAUUUAUAUAUAUGGAUGUUGUUGCAGAGGGUGCAGAGCCACUUUCAUGGGAAGUUAGACUUAAAGUAGCCAUUGGAGCAGCUCAAGGUCUUGCCUUCUUACACACCUCAGAGAAGAGUGUCAUCUAUAGGGACUUUAAGACCUCUAAUAUCUUGUUGGAUGGGGAUUACAAUGCCAAGCUUUCAGACUUUGGAUUGGCCAAAUUAGGCCCCAUAAAUGGCAACUCUCACGUCACAACUCGGGUCAUGGGCACAUAUGGCUAUGCAGCUCCCGAGUAUGUCGCCACAGGGCAUUUGUACGUGAAGAGUGAUGUUUAUGGGUUUGGAGUUGUCUUGCUGGAAAUGUUAACUGGUCUAAGAGCACUAGACACCAACAGGCCCACAGGAGAGCACAAUUUGAUAGAUUGGGCAAGACCAUCUCUUUCAGAUAAAAGAAAACUGAAAAAAAUAAUGGACCCAAGGCUUGAAGAACAAUACCCAAUAAAAGGGGCAAUGCAGGCAGCUGAGCUUAUAAUACAAUGCUUGGGAUCUGACCCCAAAACCAGACCUUCCAUGGAAGAAGUGUUAGAAAGCUUAGAAAAGAUAAAUGCCAUCAAAGAAAAGCCUAAGGAGAGCAAAGUGAAGGCCAAAAAACUGUGCAGUAAUAGGCGACAAGAACAACGCUCAACCCAUCCAAAUCGGUCUCCUCUUCGCACUCGCGGGCUUAUCCCAUUAGAGUAAAUAUCGUAGGUCUCAGGUUUAGCUCGCCCAGCUUCGCUCGAGUCUGGUUGAUUCAAUCUGUGCAAUGCAGAGGUUGUAUGUGUUAUUGGUAGCUAUAUAUACAAAUGUUCAACUUGUAAUUUUGGACUCUUGAUCUUGAACAUAGCUGAAAUGUACAACAAAAAUGUACGUCCUCUCUUUACUAUCAGAGCAGAGGCCCAAUCUUUAGCUUAAAUCGUUCAGCUUGUCACUUGUGUCAAAAAUGGCUGGCUCCUGGGUUCAGCUCUUGAGCCCAAAUUCAUGUAACUUGUGAGGGUUCUCAUGGGCUAACUUGACUUUUCUUUUGUUUUCUCUUUUA
Messenger RNA from Manihot esculenta (cassava), 1900 nucleotides. RefSeq names its product probable serine/threonine-protein kinase PIX13. Gene Ontology annotation, molecular function: ATP binding; protein kinase activity. Lineage: Eukaryota; Viridiplantae; Streptophyta; Magnoliopsida; Malpighiales; Euphorbiaceae. The record is from RefSeq and is a predicted model, not a curated record. The transcript is spliced from 5 exons. Gene Ontology annotation, biological process: protein phosphorylation. The coding region runs from base 217 to 1563 and encodes 448 amino acids.